Molecule: messenger RNA, 9141 nt
Organism: Acanthoscelides obtectus
Lineage: Eukaryota; Metazoa; Arthropoda; Insecta; Coleoptera; Chrysomelidae
Source: the annotation of a GenBank genome assembly
CCGCUCAACAUUCCACCGCAACUCGUUUUACGUCGCUAGUAGCGCCGUGUCGCGAUUCGCGAUUGUCAUUAGAUUUUCCAUCCGUCGCCCCCUCGAUUUUCCACACGAAAAACUCAAACCACCCCUCACUUUCUAGAAAUCCAUCCGAUGUGAAGUGCUUAGGUGCGUGUCGCGUGAAUUCUGAUGUUGCCAUGGACAGGUAAAUCGCGUAGGCCAUGGGAGAUCAAGAUCGUGGAGCUCCCGAACGAGAAUUGGAGCGACAGAUCCUCCAGAUCAAGAAACAGCACCAGAUUCAACAUCAAAUCCUGCUCCAACAGUUUCAGCAACAACAACAGCACCUCGUGGAACAACACGAGCAACAACUUAGACAACACCUGAAGGAAUUCUGGGACAGACAGAAACAACUGCAAGAGUUGAGACAACGUGAGCAGUUAGAAGCUUUAAGGAAAAAAGAGAAACAUGAGGAAAGCGCUGUGGCCUCCACGGAGGUCAAGCAGAAGCUGCAAAGCUUCCUCAGGCAGCGGGCCUCAGGGGGGAAGGCCUCCAGACCAGAAAAUUCUUGUUGGUCUGAGGGAAUGGAUACCAGCUCAGAAUCUUCUACGACAAACAACGAUUUUCCACUUCGCAAAACAGCUUCUGAGCCGAACCUGCUGAAAGUCCGGCUGAAGCAGCGCGUGAUGGAGCGCCGCUGCAGCCCGAUGAGCAAACGCCUUCCCCCCUCAUUGAAGAAGAAACUCCUCAGCAGUUGCCUGCCCCCGAGCGAGUCUCCACCCCAACAGGAACCGCCCAAAGAGCUGAGCCCACCCUGCGGAGGCGGCGACCUUCUGGAGGAGCGCCGGCGGCACGCUGCGCUCUUCAGCAGCCCCAGCAUGCCGAAUAUCUCGCUGGCGGCGGCUGCGGCGGCAGCAGCGGCCUCACAUCAUCACCAUGGAGGGCUCGCGCCACCUCCGGAUCUCAGCGAAGCGGCUGUCAGGGCGGCGUGCACGGCCAGGCUGGGCAUGCCCUUGACCGGACAGAUGCUCCCCGGUACCCUACCUUUCUACCCCUCCCUGCCCGCCAUAGACAGCGAACAGGAGCUCACCGCGGCUCACCAUCAUGCUGCCGCAGCGCAGGCCGCCGCACAGGCAGCUGUGGCCGCCUCUGGGGGGCCGAACUGCAGUAGCAUAUCGGCCAUCAGCACGUUGGAUACCAUCAGCGAGUUGCAGGAACCUCACACGGCAUCCGGUCGAGGUGUCAUUCGCCCCCUAGGCCGGACCCAAUCCUCUCCUCUGCCCCUAGGGCAUCCCCUACUAGGGGGCGUGGCGGCGGCUGCAGCAGCUGCGGCCGCCGCCGCUCAAGCCGUUGCUCAGGUGCCGCCUCCUCCCCCAGAAAGGACGAAGCCCACACUAGACGCACCUCCGUCUCCAGGGGAACAGGAGCAAAGGGAUUUAGAACUCAGGGCUAACGAAUCUAGAAGCAUACGACCGCUAUCCCGCGCUCUCAGUUCUCCUGUAGUGCAUUUGGGCCCUCCUCCCGGAGGCAGCAACAACGGCAAUCCUGGCGGAGGCGGACCUACCGUCGAAACCACGCCCAUUUUGGGCGGAGCCACUGACGUCACCUCCCCCUCGGUAGCCGCCGCAGCGACGUUGACCCGUCGACGCGCGUCAUCUUCCCCAACAACAGGCCUCGCGUACGACAACCAGAUGCUGAAACACGCGUGCGUAUGUGGCAACAACGCACUCCAUCCCGAGCACGCGGGAAGGUUGCAGAGCAUUUGGAGUAGGUUGCUGGAAACGGGGUUGGUAUCCAGAUGUGAUAGGCUACGACCCCGCAAAGCUUCGACUCAAGAACUGCAGACCUGCCACACGGAAGCACAUGCGUUGCUAUACGGCACCAGUUCAUUAAACAGGCACAAAAUGGACAUGAGUAAGCUUAGCGCACUGCCAGUCACUACUUUUGUUAGACUCCCAUGCGGAGGUAUCGGGGUGGAUACAGAUACAACAUGGAACGAAGUAUACACAGCACCAGCUGCUCGUAUGGCAGUUGGUUGCACUGUGGACCUCGCGGUGCGGACCUGGACAGGUGAUAUCAGGAACGGGUUCGCGAUAGUCAGGCCGCCAGGACAUCACGCAGAACCCCAACAGGCGAUGGGAUUUUGUUAUUUUAAUUCGGUAGCGAUAGCUGCCCGUGUCUUGCAAAGGGAACACCGUGUGAAUAAGAUACUCAUCUUCGACUGGGACGUCCACCAUGGAAACGGCACCCAAGAGAUUUUCUACGACGAUCCGAGGGUGCUGGUCAUCUCGAUGCAUCGACACGACGACGGGAAUUUUUUCCCGGGAACUGGGGCCGUUUCAGAGUGUGGCACGGGAGCUGGCUUAGGCUAUAACGUGAACAUAGCCUGGUCAGGUGGUCUAAACCCACCUUUAGGCGACGCUGAGUACCUGGCCGCAUUUCGAAGUAUAGUCGUACCGAUUGCUACAGAAUUCGAUCCGGAUAUGAUUUUAAUUUCCGCUGGUUUCGAUGCCACGGAGGGUCAUUUAGCACCGCUUGGUGGAUACAGAGUGUCGCCUGCAUGCUUUGGUCACAUGACCCACCAGCUAAUGCGCCUAGCCCACGGUCGUGUGGUCUUAGCUCUAGAAGGUGGUUAUGACCUCCCCUCAAUAUGUGACUCGGCCGAAGAGUGCGUGCGGGUGCUUCUAGGGGAAGCCCCCACGCCCCUAACUUCAGGAGAGGCUGCCAGGGUGCCCGCCCCUAACGCAGUACGUGCUAUGCGGGCGGUGGUACAAGCGCAUCGAAGGCAUUGGCCGUGUUUGGUGGACGCAGCUGCUACUUCUUUAGCUGGAUGGAGUUUGGAUGAAGCUAUGAGGACUGAGAAGGAGGAUAAGGACACGGUGUCAGCGAUGGCCAGCCUUUCGAUGCACCAGAGUCUGAUGUCCCCUCAAGCGAUGGUCACGUCUCCUCAAGCCAUGGUCACCUCGCCCAUAGGCUUCCACGGGAACCCUCAAAGGGCUGGACAUUCGCCAGCAUGACACUGACUCUGGAGCCCUUUUUGUUGAAUGCUGAAUUGUAUGUUGGGUGUGUUUAUAGUAAAUAUGGCUGCUGAUGCUUUAUAAAGUUACUAUUUGUGCGCGUUUUGUGUUGAGCGGACGGGUUUGACAGAUUUGUUUGACGUCCAUUUCAGAUUUUGGUUUCUGCAAAACCGUGGGAAUCGAGGCGGUCGAAGAUGUGUGGAAUAAAAAAAAAUUUCACAAGAAUGAGUUUAGCGCUCGAAUAUUUUUGAGAAUCCUUCUGCAUAUAAUUUUCCUCUUUUUAAGAAUUGCUUAAAACGGUUUUCAUAUGAAGCUGAAGUCAUUGUCUAUAAAAUGGUAUAUGCAUUAUUUUUAUAACCAAUCGAAAACGUGAUUCAAACUGAAGUAUAACUAUUGAUUAACGUAUUCUGCCUGAAAAUGGUCAACGACGUCUUUGCGACGUCCAGAAAGACAUUUGAAAGAUCUUAGCGCCAUGUAUGGGACAGUAGCAGAGCACAAAAAUGAAUUUAAAAAUCUACUUUGAAAAGAGACUCUUUGGUUCUUCUACUAGCUCACAGAUGGUGCUAUGGUCUUCAAUCCCUUUUUGGCGCCUCUCUUAAUGCCAUUUUAAUUGAAUAUCUUCAGGUGGAAUACUUUAACCAAUGCCUACAGAUAUUAGAACGCUCAGAAAGCAAUUGAAAAUCCUAGCCCCAUUUAUGACACUUGCAGAACGAAACGCUCUUUGCAAAGUAGCUUACUAAAUUCAUUUUUCUGUUCUGCUACUGCGUCAUAGAUGGCGCUUGUAGCUUUCAUAUAGCUUUUUUGACGUCGAAUUACAGUGUAAUUAUGGUUAGAUAUUCAGGUAGAAUACGUCAAUCGAUGUUAUUACCUAUUGCGAAUUAUGGUAUAACAAUAGUUUUUGAGAAAUGAAAAGGAAGAAAUCUCAGUUCAUGAAAGAAUGAUAUAAUUGAAAGUUUUGAGGCUCUAGUAUUUGGUCAAAUUGGUAUGAAUUGGUGAAUAUUGUUAAUAAAGACGAUCGAAUCUGUCAAACGCGUCACACCAUUGAGAACUAUGACUUUUUCACGGAAACAAGGGGUAUUUUUCACGUGCAACCCUAACGUGCUUUUGCAUAAAUUGUAUGCAAAUGAUUCUUAAAACUGUUGAAACUUCAGUAACAAUUAUUUGCUCUAUUUUCACUGUUUGAGAAAAUGCUAGUCGAACUUUUGUGAAAUAAUUGAAAUAUUUUGACUCUUGAAAAAUAGCACCUUUUGUUUGUUAGAUCUAUUUAAAUGUUUUUGCUGUAAUAGUAGAUUAAUAACGUAUGAUAUAUACAGGGUGAUCGAAAAUUCAACUAUAUUGUUAAUAAAAAGAAAACUAUAAAAAUGUAUUGAUGUUAUUGUGGUUCUUGCAAGGGUUUAGAUGUUACUUGAUAUUUUGCAGCAUUCAAUGUUUUUUGAGGAUUGAUUUCGGCCUAGAAUAAGAAAGUAUGGUUCCUUGUCAUCCCUAAACAUCAUGUAGUAAUAGUUGUUAAUUGUUCAUAUUGAUGGCACAUUUCUGUCACCGUCCAAGUAUUUCUUAAAGAAAUUGUCUUUUUUUGGGUCCGAUGACGAAUUUCUUAAACCAAUCCUUUGUGAGUUUAAGCCAAAAGGUGCUAUUUCGGUUGAUGUAUUAUCAUUGAUUAAGGUUGAUCUUCAAUGAUAUUAUUCCGACACUAGGUUCUAGUAAAAAACUUCUUAAUGGUGAACAUAUAGGGUGUUUCAAAAGUUUCCAACCCCUUCUAUAUAAAAAAUACCGCGUGAACAGAAAAAAUGCUCAAAUAAGAAGUUGCAAGGUUCUGAGAGAACAAUCUGUUGGUGACCUUGACCAUAACCUUCAAGGUCUUUCAGAGGUCAAAUUGAAAAUUUAAUAAUAGGCUCGCAUUACAUUCAAACAUGUCCUUGACCAUGACCACGAGGUGAUUUAUAGGUGAAUUAAUUUCAAUGUAUUUUCAAGGUCAAACUAAGAUUAAAACACAAAAUGUUCCGUCCUUUGUAUUGUGGGUAUACAUUACAGUUCCAUUUAAAUUUUCAAGUUGACCUCCAAAUGAUCUUGAAGGUCUUGGUCAAGGUCAUACGACAUCUUGUUACCAAAUUUUCAAGUUUAUCUUGAAAAUCGAUGUCUUUGUCACCAUUAGAUUGUUCUUUCAAGUCCCUGUAACCUUUUUUGAUAUUUUUUUUGUUUGAGCAGUAUUCAGAGUUAUAGUACUGGCUAAUGUUUUUUUCUUGUAUUAAGUACUGUUGAAGAUAUAGGUAAUGUGUAAAAAAUCGUACUUAGUAGCAUCGUUUUCAAAAUAUUGGACUGAGACGUUUGAUGAAUCGUGAAGCCUGCUCUAUUUUGUAAAAUGAGGUUAUAUCAGUUGAUAUACGAUUGUUCAAAAGUCUUCUGUGAAAGGCCGGAUAGCCUACAUACAUCCAAACUUAUUAGUGUUUGGAGAAAAAAAAACAUAUGGCCUUCACAUCUGUAUAUGGGUGUAUCCCGAAGGAAAAUAAGGAAGGAAAGGGAAAUGCAACUAGAAGCCACUAGGCACAUUUGUGGCUUUGAUCGGAAGUCCUCGUGUUUAUGAGAUAUCAACCAACAACAGUUCAGAGGCCAGCUAUGGCUACCUACCAUGAGCAAAUACAAAGAAAGAUAAGAAGAUAAAAACAAACUUAAGUUUCCGCACGAUUACUUGACUUUACUUAUAAGUAACAUAAGUAACACUGACAAGUAACUAGUUAUUUUGACUCCUUUCUUUGCAAAAUUGUUUUUUUUUUCAUCCGACCAGUCUGUUUUAAUGUUAUUUGAGUUAUUCUGAACAAACAGGUUUCUCAUGAACUUUUCUCUAAAAUAAAAAAAUCCCGGGAUAUAACCGAUCUAAGAUUUAACAGAGAGCAAAAUGUGCCAUCUUCCACUACAAAAAACUUCAAACACCCAUUAACAAAAUCCUAAAGUAUUUUAGGGAGUGUUGUUGUUGUAAACCAUGUUUUUUAAUUUAAAUGCUUUGGAAUUUUUUCAUAAUUUUUUCAGGGUCAAAAAUGGCACAUUUCGUAAUUUUUAAUAUAAUAAAUCGCUUAUAUCUCGAAAAACUAUCAACUUGGAAAAAACAAUGUAGUUUUAGUGCAGAUUCGAAGAUAUUUCCUGCACCAUAAGUUUUCUAUCACAAUUGCAAUAGAUCCAUUGUCAUUAAUUGUAUAGACACUUGAGGUAUGCUCCAACAAGCAAUCCUGACUAAGUUGCUGAAUUGACAAAUGAUCUAUCCUUUGCUUCAACACAUCGCGCGACUUGGAACUUGAAAGCAAUCAUUAAACUAGUAAAAUUCAUAGUGAUGUAUAUUUUGCUGCCUAUUGGGUGUUACAGCACUAUCCCAGAAAAACCUCAUUUUAGUCUAACUUCAAGAUUACGAUAUCAGAAACAUUGCUACUUAGCGCAAUAUUGUAUGCAUAUUACUUUUAAGUAUUCAACUACAUUAAUCAAAGAAACAAAUGAUAGCUAAGGGACAGAAAAAAAAUUAUUGCAAACUGCCCACGGUCACUGAAAUGCUCAUUUUUUUCAAAUUCAGUGAUAUUUCCUAUGUUCACCAUUACCUAUUUUAUAUUUGACCUCUGAUGAUUUAUCUGUAUAUCAUCCUGAUUAUCGAAUGCUUGAAUUCACAUAAAACGAAUAAUUAGGUUAUUUCUGUAACUAACGAAUUCUAGCUGAAGAUAGAUAUAAUAUAAUCCCGCGUCCCAAAAAUUAUUCAAGAGUAAAUGAAAUGAAAUUAGAAAUCUACUUGGAAAAGGGUUGUGUCCUAUAAAUGGUACUGUAGCCAACUAUAUUAGUAUUUAGCAUUUGGCGCCAUCUAUGAGACAUCAACUUUAUCAAAGUAGAUUACGAAUCAGUGCGGAGAGGAAGAACAUAGCUGUGAUAAAUUCUCAUAGAUCUCGGAUAAUUUCUUGGAUGCGAAAAUUACUCUUUGGUUGGCUAGCUUCAGGUAGAAAACGUUAUGGCUGACUUGCCUUUAUAUAAUUAAUACAUUACAGUUGGUUCGUUCCAAACCAUCUCAACCUCAGAGUCAGGCUAGGUCAAGUCCAAAUAAGUGGUUUUGAGAUAGGUGGGUCUUAAAAGUAGCAAAUAAAAGUUAACAAUAUUCAGUCUCACUAUCACAGAUUUUGAGAUUUGCUAGUUAUAGAGAUGCCUUAAAAAAGCAACUUAUAUUCCGCUCAAAUUAUAGUGGAUGUGGCCUAUGACAACAAAGGAGUAUGUUGAAGAGGGUUUGAAAAAACUGAAUGGAUCUGUAUCGCGUUGCAGAUACAGAAUUGUAGCUACGGGCCAGACUAAAAGUGCUUUUUUUGCUUUAAAUGAGUUUUAUAUGUUGAGGUCAUGAUAAUUACAGGGUGUUUCAGAACUAAGGGAUCAAACUUCUAGGGGUUAUUCAGUGUAACAGUAAAAAACAUUUGAGUAUAGGGACCCAUAUCCGGAAAAGUGUCACUACGGCCCUAAGACGCGUUAAAAUUUAGAAAAACGAUGAAUUGCCUAAAUAGGAUUUAAUGCAUUUAAAUGUCUUCCUCCAACCUGAAUACACCGAUUUAAACGUCGCACAUGAUUUCGGCGGACUUGACUAAACAUUUGAUACUCGUUUUGAAUGAUUUCAAAUGCUGCUGUAAUUCGUCCAAUUAAGUCUCCUAAAUUUUAACGCGUCUUAGUGCCCUAGAUACACUUUUCCGGAUAUGGGUCCCUAUACUCAAAUGUUUUCUACUGUUACACUGAAUAACCCCUACAAAUCUGAUCCGAUAGUUCUGAAACACCCUGUAUUGUGAACUUUCAUUUGCUACUUUGUUAGACCCACCUAUCUGUAAUAAUAAGGACGUCACGGCUUUAUAAAUCAUGUUAAUUCGCAUAUAAUACAAUACAAGAAAAAUAUUUAAAACGCAAUUAUCUCAAAACUACUUAUUUGGACUUAAUCUAGUUUGACUUUGAGGUUGAGAUAGUUUGGGAAGAACCAACGGUAAUGAGGCAGGAAUAUCUGCAACUUGAAAAGGAUUAUGAGCAGAUCUACAGUGCAAGAAAGGUCUUUAAACGUCUGAUGUUAUGAAUGUGGUAAGAAUUUAUAUGUGAAGAUAUAUAAUUAUAUUUGUAGUUAUACUGUGAUUCCACGGGGUAUCAUAUACCCGGAAAAUCAAGAAAAGUGUAACACCUGUGUUGUAGUUUAAAAACUGACACUGUUUGUCCCAUUUGAAGGUGCGAUUUUUUGUUUAAGUUUUUGGUGAAAAGACAAGCUUUUCCUUCUAUUGUCAAAGACUCAACGUGAGGCAGUGCUUUCCAGAAAGUCCUCCUAUUUACUUUUUUACGGAUCAAAGUGAAAUUCGGAAGGAAUUAUGAUGUUGAUGUAUGAAUACAUUUUAACGUAAAAGUGGCAGUUGAAAUUAUCAAGACGGCUGCUAGGCAACAUCUUGUUCUUGAAUGGUAUGUCCCUAUUUUGAAGCUGUAACAUAAAAUCACUGUAUUCCAAAAUGGCGGACUGUCAGACGGUCAAAGUUGAGCGGUUUCUACAUUGCUUAUAACGCAACAGCUUAUCAAAACACUAAAAAAUGUCAAAAUGUGUCAAGUUUUCUUAAACUGAAUAUUCCAUAUUUUAUUUUGUAUACAGAUAGACCAUCCCAAAAGAAGAUUGAUAUACCACAACGUUUUCAUGGCGUCCAGCAUAUCGAAAUUUUCAACUGCCAUUUUUACGUUAAAAUAUGCUAUUCAUGUAACAAUUGCAUUACCCCGAAAUUCAACUUGCUAAGUUAAACCGUUUAAAAAAUAAGUAGGGUGGGGUGGCUUUUUGGAAAAUACUGUAUACUGUAAACCAUGUAUACGAUUGUUAAAAAAUGGGACGUCCACAAGUGUGUGUUGGAUAUGCCUUUUAAAAAAAUAUAAAAUAUUUCAGACCGUCUUUCUAAAGUAAAUCGUACCUUCAAUCUUGGUGUUACAGUGUAUUUGCAGUACAUUCUGUAUAAUGUGUAAAUGUUACUUUAAUGACCUUGAAAUUUUUGGUCAACGGUACAUUCCUGCUGUCGCUCAGAGUGACGCCUCUUAUUAUGAAUAUCAAAUUUAUUGUGUUUUAUUUUUGUUAAUAUAUUGAAAAGUUUUUAAUAAAAUCAUUUAUUUACUUUAA